AACCUUUUUAUUACCAAAACACGUUUUUUUUUUCUUUUAUGAGUCUUACAAUCCUAGACGCCUUUGGUCAUUCCCAAUUUUUUCUAAUAUAUUUUUAAGGGGAAAAUCGAAUUAAAAGUUAGGCGACACUGCCCCGCUGAAAUGAGGGCAAAAGUAAUAUGAUCAUAAGGAACUAAAUUACGGUUUUCAAUGAAUUAUUCAACCUGGUUUGUGUAAUCAAAUGCCAAAUAGGUUUAUUAACCGUCUCUUUCUACUAUGUGUGAAUUAAAGAUGAAACGUAGGCCAUUCUUCGAGGUGCAAAAGAGAAAACUGAGAAAUGAACGGCGAAUUCUAUGCAUGGUUUUCACUGUCUUCCUACGCUUCGCACCAGCUGCUAACCAUGACGUCAGCGGAUCUAUGUUAUGCUAAUAAGCUGCACAAUGCAUACAAUGAGCCCCAUCCAUCGAAGUGAUUCGAUUUUCUAAUUUGGUUUACGACUCGGUCAAGCGAAACCCGUCCAAGGCUAGAGCCUGUAGUUCUAGAUUUUAUCUGGCGAAAAGUCUGAAAUCACAUUGUUGGAGCAAAAGAGGAUUCAAGGUUCAUGAAAGCAUUGAUAACUUCGCUUGGAUUUUCGCACCAAAGACUCAAUUAGCCGUGAUCAUAAGCAUCACAACACUUUGAAGGCACAGAGUCAGCGACUGCGGGAGACGACCGUUUUACGGAAAGAUGGCUUUGGCUCGCUUCUGGAGGCUUUUAACCCGGAUAAAACCUAUCAACAAUGAUACCAGCGACUCUCCUUUAAAGCGGUGCCUGAAUGUAUUCGAUUUAACUUCCCUUGGAGUUGGAGCGACCGUUGGAGCGGGCCUGUAUGUUGUGACGGGUCAAAUUGCUAGGGACGUUGCAGGUCCAGCAGUUGUGUUGUCUUUCUUUAUCGCCGCUGUUGCCGCGUUUCUAGCCGGAAUAUGUUACGCUGAGUUUGGUUGUAGGAUCACCACUGCUGGCUCGGCGUACGUCUAUACUUACACGUCUAUAGGCGAAGUAUGGGCGUUCAUAAUCGGCUGGAAUAUGGUGUUGGAAUAUGUGAUAGGCACAGCUUCGCUUGGUCGAGCAAGUAGUGAGUACUUGGACGCUAUCUGUGGCGGCUCUAUCCACAAGUUCUUUAUCAACCAUGUUGGACACUGGCACACCGAUGGCUUUGCAAGUUACCCAGAUUUCCUUGCAUUUGCGCUGGUUCUGAUCAUUGCUGGUGUGGUCUCUUGCGGCGCGAAGCACUCUGCCGUCUUCAACAAGGUUGUGACCGGCAUCAACCUCAUCGUCGUCGCGUUUGUCAUCUGCGUCGGCCUCUUCCACCUCGACACCAAGAACUGGUCCGGCCCUGGCCAAUUCGUCCCUUAUGGAGUCUCUGGAAUCCUUGCCGGAGCUGCUAGCUGCUUCUACUGCUUCGUAGGCUUCGACGUAAUCGCCACAGCCAGCGAGGAGACCAUCAGCCCCAAGAAAUCCAUUCCUCUUGCCAUCAUGCUGAGCUUAAUCAUCAGCUUCUUAGCGUAUUUCGGCGUCGCUACCGUCCUCACACUCAUGGUGUCUUACAAGGAUCUUGACAAAAUCGCACCUCUACCCGAAGCCUUUAACAGAGUGGGUCUUCCCGGCGCCAAGUAUGUGAUAGCUGUUGGAGGACUGUGCGCUCUCCUUGCCUCGCUACUCAGCGGUAUCUUUGCCGUGCCGCGAAUCCUCUAUUCCAUGUCCAAUGACGGCCUCAUCUUCAGUUGCUUCAAGCGCGUCUACGCCAAAACGAACAUGCCUUUAAUUUCCUUGGCCUCGGCCUCCAUGCUAGCGGCAGUGCUGUCUCUAUUGCUGGACCUCAAACAGCUAGUGGAGAUGUUAUCCAUCGGCACACUCCUCGCAUACACCCUGGUCGCCAUAUCCGUGUUACUGCUGCGUUUUCAGCCCGGAGUGGAAAGUGUUGUCUCUGAUGUGGAAAUAUCGUCGUCGGAGAAAAGCUACAGAGUUAUCUGCUGUCGACCGAAGACCGAACAACCCGCCAUAGAAUACAAGCCACUAUCUGCGAGUAACUUGGAGAAAGACAUAGAAGAUGAAAAAAAAGAGAACCAACAACCAGAACCCGACAAGCGUACCAGUCAGAUCGCCACAACUGCCGUCGUCCUUAUCAUCUGCUCUCUGACCGGGCUUUGCGCGCUACUUGUAGGGGCUUGGGAAGCAUUGACCAGCGGUAAUGCAUGGGCGGUGUUUACCGCUUGCUUCAUGGGUAUCCUGUUUAUCUUUGCUGUCAUGGUGAUGAUGUUGCAGCCUCGUAAUCACGCCACGUUCCCGUUCACGGUUCCCAUGAUCCCUUUCAUCCCUAUCGCCAGUCUGACGGUGAAUCUGUUCCUUCUCCUCAAGCUGUCUCAUUGGACCUGGGUUCGGUUUGGAAUCUGGAUGGUCAUAGGUAUGUCCAUCUACUUCUUCUACGGCAUUCGCCACAGUGUCGAGUCUUUGCCCAACGAGAACGACUCAAACCAGAAUGAUGUUCUCGUCCAGGAAAUGCCAGGAUUCAGCCAGACAAUUAACCCCGUCCAACCGCGCCGAGAUGACGAGAAAGCACCAUUACAAGAUAGUUUCCAGGACACCCCGGCCGAUGAAGAAGCUAAGGAGGCUGGUGACGAGUGAGACAUAUGAGAGCAUAAUUUGAUAAUAGAUAUAUAUGUACCAUUACCUGAAAACACAAGCAAUGAAUUCAGUGUCAAAUACAAAUGACUACUGAUAACUCGAACCUCCAAAAAUGGCCAAAAAAGAAAACAGAAAUUAAACGAAGGUUUGAAUUUUCUGUAGUCAACUUAAGUUAAAAAAGAAUAAUCCUGCAUUAGGUUGUUGUGUAUUUUCUUUUUGUCUAUUUUUGCGGGAGAAAGAGGACCUGCACAGUAGUUGCAUGGCCCCCUAUACUUUUUUCCUUCACACUUUCUAGACCCAUGCGACCCUACCACUUUUGUAGUAAGGCUCAGUCCAUUGCUUGUGUUAUUCCCUAAAUGCCUAUGAUAUAUAUUUUAAGAUGGGGAAUUUAGAAUGUCGUACGCACUUUUUGGGAGGAUAAUUUUUGGUGGUUUAGCCAACUCUCGGUUAAUAACCACUUUCACGUAACCCCUUCAGCAACCCUAAUACCCUCAAAUAAUUGCUGAACAAAUACACAUAUAUAUAUAUGUGGCCUUUUUAUGGUGUUUUAGGCUAAGUUCAAACGUAUUAUCCAUGAGCCGUAUUCAAUGCAAAUGCACGCAAAUGAAUCAAGUGGAUUGUCUCAUUUGUGUGCAUUCGCAUUGAAUACGGCUCAUGGAUAAUACGACGUUUGAACUUAGCCUUACAGUUAUUUCGGCCAAAAAAAAUAGGUCUCCUAAAGUUUUAACUCUCCUAUAGAUAACAUCAUUCAGUAAUUAUUAAUUAUUAUAAAUUACCGUUUAAGUCAUUUAAUAAGAAUAUGGGUAAAAAUAAAAUAAGGUAUACUUGAGCGAAUUCAAGUAUGCAAACGAGAGAGCCUUAAACGUACAACGGUCAUUCCUUAUUUGAAAAGGUAGACCAGUCACUUCGUGCGCGUUUAUCGUAACGAUCUACCAUGCAAUAAAUAGUAUAUAUAUAUAUAUAUAUACAGGUUUAGGCUAUCUAAUGUAUUGGGUGCCAAGACCAUUGAAAGAUUUAUUUAUUUUUAUAGAGCAAUAACCUGGAUGUAAUUAUUAGUUGUAAGGGAUAAAGAGGGACAAAAAAAAGAUAAAGUAAGAAGAUAGAUAUCUACCUGGCGAUUCUGUUUCUCAUGAUUGCUAUUUUCAAUUGUUUGCAAACAUGUUUCAGUUCCCUUAGGAUUAGUAUAAACGUCGUAUUAUCCAUGAGUCGUAUUCAAUGCAAAUGCAUGCAAAUGAUGAUGAAACAAUAGCCUUGAUUCAUUUAAACGCAUUUACAUUAAAUACGGCUCAUGGAUAGUACGACGUUUGAACUAGGCCUUAGAUUCUGAGGGCCCUUUUUAACAUGUUAUUUAUGCAACAAGCGCAAAACGCGUUACAUGAUCGCAGCUAUUUUGACCGUAAUCGCAAAGUGGUUCCCAUAUAUGAUCGCACACGAUCGCACUAAACCGCACACGAUCGCCGGGUGAGUUUCCAUAUAAUCGUACACGAUCCUAUGAUGGGUUUCCUGCGAUCAUCAAGUGCAAUCAUAUGGAAACCAAUCUUUGGAUGUUACACAUGGUAUUUAACACAAUUCAUAAAUUAGAUUUGUAACAUGGGUAAUGAUUUUGAAUAAUUCACACGCAUUCCAAUUAUUGUCUUAAAGAACCAUAAUAUAGAAGGGGAUUAGAGACUGAUUCCAUCUUGAAGUCCUUUUACACCUAUCAUCAAUCACUGUAAUGUUGCUUCAGCCAAAUAUUAUUUCUGGUGAGGGAACUAUCAACAUUGACGGGUUUCUGUACUAUCUAAAAGAGCCUCAAGAUGGAUACCCCUUUUACACAAUGCAUGAACAGGUGUAACAUUUGACGAAAAAUAAAAGGACAAGGGUGUA
Molecule: messenger RNA, 4509 nt
Organism: Nematostella vectensis (starlet sea anemone)
Lineage: Eukaryota; Metazoa; Cnidaria; Anthozoa; Actiniaria; Edwardsiidae
Product: high affinity cationic amino acid transporter 1
Exons: 3
Coding region: 706-2643 (645 amino acids)
Biological process (GO): transmembrane transport; amino acid transport
Cellular component (GO): plasma membrane
Molecular function (GO): amino acid transmembrane transporter activity
Source: RefSeq, a predicted model, not a curated record